Xiphophorus maculatus (southern platyfish) is the source of this 2128-nucleotide messenger RNA. RefSeq names its product cytohesin-3-like (gene cyth4b). Gene Ontology annotation, molecular function: guanyl-nucleotide exchange factor activity. Gene Ontology annotation, biological process: regulation of ARF protein signal transduction. Bases 91 to 1284 code for a protein of 397 amino acids. Lineage: Eukaryota; Metazoa; Chordata; Actinopteri; Cyprinodontiformes; Poeciliidae. The transcript is spliced from 13 exons. The record is from RefSeq and is a predicted model, not a curated record.
AGUCAGCACUCUGUUGCAGCUGCCCAACACUUCUCUGAGCUUUUCUCUCUACAGCCGCCAACAUUUCUUUCUUUACUUUUGGGGCCAUAAAUGACCGAUUGCCAAAUGGUUUCUUCAGACUUCACAGCUGAUGAAAGGCUGGAGAUCGAAAGCAUCAAAAUGUAUAAAAAGGACCUUCUGGACGACAUCCAGAAGUUGAAGUUGGAGAUAGACAAUGUCAUGUCAGAAAUACUCAGCUUUGAGUCUACAGAGGAAAGCAAAACUAUUGAGAAGAACCAGCGGUUUUUAAACGGGAAGAAGAAAUUCAACAUGGACCCAAAAAAGGGCAUCAAUUUCCUGGUGGCGAACAAGCUGCUGGACGGAACCGCAAAAUCCAUUGCAGAGUUUCUUUACAAGGAGGAGGGACUCAACAAGACGGCCAUCGGAGAGUUCCUUGGAGAGAGGGAAGAGCUUCAUCUUCAGACCCUGAAAGCCUUUGUGGAGCUGCACGAAUUCGCUGACCUCCACCUGGUCCUGGCGCUCAGACAGUUUCUGUGGAGUUUCCGUCUGCCGGGUGAAGCUCAGAAAAUUGACCGGAUGAUGGAGGCCUUCGCCACGCGCUACUGCGACUGCAACGCUCAUGUCUUCCAGUCCACAGACACGUGCUACAUCCUGUCGUUUGCCAUCAUCAUGUUGAACACGAGCCUCCACAACCCUAACGUGAAGGACAAAACCACCCUGGAGCGAUUCAUCUCAAUGAACAGAGGGAUCAACAACGGCGAGGAUCUGCCCAACGACCUUCUCGCCAAACUCUACGAGAGCAUUCGCAACGAGCCUUUCAAAAUCCCAGAAGACGAUGGAAACGACCUGACUCACACAUUUUUCAACCCUGACAGGGAAGGCUGGCUCCUUAAACUCGGAGGUCGUGUUAAAACGUGGAAAAGGCGAUGGUUUAUCCUGACAGACAACUGCCUCUACUACUUCGAGUAUACAACAGAUAAAGAACCCAGAGGUAUCAUUCCUCUAGAAAAUCUGAGCGUGAGGGAAGUGCCGUACCCUCGCAAACCGUACUGUCUGGAGCUGUACAACCCCAACAGUCACGGGCAGAAGAUCAAAGCGUGUAAGACGGAGACGGACGGCAGGGUGGUGGAGGGAAAACAUCAGUCCUACACCAUUUGUGCCUCCAGCGCUGAAGAGAGAGAUGCCUGGAUUGAGGCCAUCAGGGCGAGUAUCACCAAGGAUCCGUUCUACGACCUGGUGUCAGUCAGGAAGAAGAAGGUGAUAAACCAAACUCCUCAGGACUAAGCGCCGCAGGCGUCCCCAGAACUUCUACAUUGACGCCGCUGCGCCGGUUUUGCAUAGGCCUUCGUUCAGGGCUGCCUGGAAUUACCUCGUCGCCACGCACGGACAUAAAGGGGCGCGUGAAGAUGAACGAAACCACACUGACAUUGGGAACUUCUCUUUUCAUAAACCGAGUAAAGACUUUGUCAAAAGGUGAAAACGAAAUCAAGUGAGUCAGUAUUAGCGCGACAGUCCAAAGGGAAUCCCUCAAGGGUUCCUCUGGAACUUUGCAAUAAGGUUUUUAGUCAAAACAAAAAUGUCUUUAGCUUUUUUGUUGUUGUUGUUGUUGCAGAAGUCAGACGCUUACAGGAGUGAGAACUACCGUUGUGGGAUUGUCUUUAUGUGACUUAGUUUCAUAACCCAGAGAGGAAUAGAACAUGUCAUAUCUUAUCAUGAAUGCAAUAAAAACAUCACCAUGUCUGCUUUCUCACAGCUGUCAUACAGCUCUGACACUCGCAAAGCAAUACCCAGCCUUCAUCUUUUGUCUGACAGAGAGUCGACUAAAGAGUUUCCACCUGUAAAAUAUGCCAGUUUACACAGAAAUCUUGUGAAAAGUGUAAAUGAGUUUGAGGAAUGAUCUUACUUUGGUUUGUACUUUAUAAUGCAUGUAAUUAUUAAAGCAAAAAUGUCAAAAGAUUGUGCAAUAGAUGUUACCACUCAAAUGUUUCAUUGUUUCAAGCUGUAUUGUGUUGCCUAUCAAGAUGUACAUUAUACCUUCUACACUUUAUCUUUGUAAUUACAGUAUUGUGGUUUUUUUUGGUGUUCCGGUGAAUUCAUUGUCGAAUUAAAAAUAUUCAUGUAAUAGAAA